Molecule: messenger RNA, 1538 nt
Organism: Habropoda laboriosa
Lineage: Eukaryota; Metazoa; Arthropoda; Insecta; Hymenoptera; Apidae
Product: DNA ligase 1-like
Exons: 5
Coding region: 102-1250 (382 amino acids)
Source: RefSeq, a predicted model, not a curated record
CACUGUCGAGUUGUAACCGUAUGUGCUGUCGCCGUCACUCUAUUGCCGUCCCUCAUUUCCGUCGUCGGUCUCGCACACGUUGACACGUCCUUUGUAUUGCCAUGGACGUCAGCUUGCUCCUUCAGCACUCACAAUAUGCGUUACCCGUGGGUAUCGUGCUUAUAUGUGCGAUUCUCGUUUUCGUCUUUGGCUUCAAGAAGGCCGAACAACCACCUUUUGCACACCUUUCGGUAGGCUCCGAUGUGGACCGGAAAUUUGCCAACAAGAAACGCAGCAAAAUCAAAGAAAAGAGGUCUGCCAAUGGUCAAGUUGCAAUUGAAAAGACAAGUCCUGUUAAAAAAACUGUAUCAACAAAAACAGAUACUUCAAAAAAAACUACUUCUAAAUCAGAUGAUAUAGAAGGAAAGUUGAAGGAACGUAAACAAGAGGAUAAUAAUAUUUCAGUGACUAAGAAAGACAAAGAUCAAAUUGUAUUAAAGGCUGGUAAAGAAAACAAGGUUGAACAAGUUAAGAAUAAGAAAAAUUUAAAGAAUUUGUACCAAGAAAAGCCAGUUGAUUUUGAUGAAGGAGAUUGGGAACAAGCUUAUUCUAGAAAAGAUAAAAAAAAUAAGAAAAAGGAAGAGGAAUCUCCUUCAAAGAAGAGCAAAAAAAAUAUCAAGAAGGCUGAUUUAAUUAAUCAAGAAGUUGCUAAACAAAAGGUGUCAGAAAAAGUAGAAAUUAAAGAUAAAGUUGUUAAAGAAACAGAAAAUAAAGAAUUAAAAGACAAAGAUAAAAAAGAUGUGAUACUUACAGCUAUUUCUAAUGAAGAAAUAACUAAGGAAAAAGAACCUCAAAAGGAAGAAGAACAACCUAAGAAUGAAGAAGUGGGGAAAGUGGAAAAAGUAGAACAAGUAGAGCAAGUGGAGCAAGUGGAAAAAGUAGAAAAGGUGGAAAAAGUGGAAAAAGUAGAAAAAGUAGAAAAAGAAGAGAAGAAGAGUGGAAAGUCAAAGAAAGCUAAGAAGGUUUCUGAAAAUGAAAACACACCUGUAGUGAUUCCACCUGUACCAAAAGUAGAUAAUAAAGUCCAAGAACAAAGAACAAAAAAGAAAGAUGACAAUACAGAGAAAGAUUCUGAUAAUUCUGAAGAAAAAAAUCCUCAAAAUGUGCAAACACAAGAAAAGACUGGUCUUGUCUUUGAUGAACUAGGAGAUGUCUGGACAGAAGCCAAGCCUCAAAAGAAAAGUAAAAAGAAAGCUCGUAAAGAUAACUGAGAAUGAUUAAAUGUAAUGAAAAUUAUGUUCCUUGUGAAGAGGAAUAGAGUGAGAAUCCUGCUUGGUCCAAACGACAUGUGUCAUUUCGGACUCAUCAGGUGUGUUUUAAGUGACUUACCAAUCAACCACCUGACCAAACUGUUCCUUUCCCUUGUAUAUAAUGCUAAUUGGACUAGGUUGUUCAAUCAUUUACGUUUUAUAGACUUCAUGACUGCGGAUGCAUAAGUUGAUGUAUGGAGAAACAAUCAUAGGCUAUUGAUUUUUUCAACAUAGUAAUUGUCUGCUUUA